Messenger RNA from Magnolia sinica, 1854 nucleotides. RefSeq names its product MLO-like protein 13. Bases 114 to 1658 code for a protein of 514 amino acids. The record is from RefSeq and is a predicted model, not a curated record. Gene Ontology annotation, cellular component: membrane. The transcript is spliced from 14 exons. Gene Ontology annotation, biological process: defense response. Lineage: Eukaryota; Viridiplantae; Streptophyta; Magnoliopsida; Magnoliales; Magnoliaceae.
ACUUUUAUUGUAUCCUUGCACGGUCCUCUUCCUCUUCCUGAUCACCAUCACCACCGCCUUGGUCUUUUUUAUUGUAUCUCUCCCCCUUCUUUUCCUAAACGGAUUCUUCUUCAAUGGCGGGGGAAUCUGUCUCUUUCGAGCAUACACCUACCUGGGUAGUCGCCGUCGUCUGCUCUAUCAUCAUCAUCGUCUCUCUCUUUGUCGAACGCAUGCUUCACUACUUGGGGAAGUGCUUGAAACAUAAUAGGCAGGAUGCACUUUUCGAGGCCUUACAGAAGCUAAAAGAAGAGUUGAUGCUCCUCGGCUUUAUUUCUCUCCUAUUGACUGUCUUUCAAAGUCUUAUUAGCCAUAUAUGCAUCCGGACGAGCCUUUCGUAUCACAUGCUUCCAUGCAAGAGAUAUAUCGCCUCUGCUUUUGGACACGAGAACCACCAUCAUGAUUCCUCUGCCGGACUUACAUGGAACCGGCGGCUUUUGUCUGGGGGCACUACUGAUCAUUGUGCAAAGCAGGGCAAAGUUCCACUGUUAUCUAUUGAAGCGCUACAUCAACUGCACAUUUUUAUCUUUGUGCUUGCUGUUGUCUAUGUAGUUUUUUGUGCCACUACGAUGGUUCUUGGAGGAGCAAAGAUACGGCAGUGGAAGCGCUGGGAGAAUUCAAUUGAGCAUGAGAUUUCAAAGCAUGAAACUUCAGAUACAGGUAACACCUUUCAUGUUCACCAUCAUCAUGUAUUCAUCACAGAGCGCACAAAGGGAUAUUGGGGGAGUUCAACUGUCGUAACCUGGGUGAUGUCAUUCUUCAAACAAUUUUAUGGCUCUGUUACCAAGUCGGAUUAUGCUGCACUUCGGUUGGGAUUUAUCAUGAAACACUGCAGUUCAAACCCACAUUUUGAUUUUCACAAGUACAUAAUGCGGGUACUCGAAACUGAUUUUAAGAAAGUUGUUGGUAUAAGCUGGUAUCUUUGGCUCUUAGUUGUUGUCUUUCUGUUGCUGAAUGUGGAUGGAUGGCACUCAUAUUUCUGGCUAUCCUUUCUGCCUUUGAUUCUUCUACUUCUUGUGGGUGCAAAACUACAGAACAUAAUAACUUGUAUGGCUCAAGUCGUCGCAGAGAAGCACGAGGAUGCUUCAGUGAAGCUUUCUGAUGAACACUUCUGGUUUGAUAAGCCUCGCAUUGUCCUUUACUUGAUCCAUUUCAUCUUAUUCCAGAAUUCAUUUGAGAUGGCAUUCUUCUUCUGGAUCUUGAGUACCUAUGGAUUUCAUUCGUGCAUCAUGGAAAAAGUGGGUUACGUUGUUCCCAGGCUUAUUAUUGGCGUGCUUAUUCAAGUUCUUUGCAGCUACAGUACCCUUCCUUUGUAUGCGAUUGUGACUCAGAUGGGUGGCAUGUUCAAACAAGAGAUAUUUGGCGAGCUGCAAGGAACCCUGAAGGGUUGGGCUGAGGGAGCAAGGAAGAGAAAGAAAACAGAUGGUGUGUCUUCAUCGGUGUGGGGGGCUCAUUUUGGUAAAAGCGAUAAAAACAGUUCAACCAUUGGUGCAGUCCAGAUGCAAAAAAUGCCGGUUGAAGCAUUGAACAGUGCUCAUGUUGCUGAUCAAGCAGUUGACUUGGACGAAAUUACAACAUCAGUGAUUGAACAUUUGGAUUCAAGACAAAUAUCUCAGAUCUGAAUUUCUCAUAUUAGGAAGUCCUUGGCCCCCAUGUACUUCAGAUUUUUUUUCUCACUAUCAGUCUCCUUUCUUAUUAGCAUAUAAGUCACAUUGUGUACUGCAGCCAAUAUUUAUUGCACUUGUGUCAGAGGAAUCCUUUGCUAUUACAUGUCAGGUUGUUCGACCUGCAAUGAAAUCCUAGUCUAGUUUUUCUCUA